UUUAAACAAAGUACAUGUGUUGAGAUCAACAUUAGUGCCACGUUAUGUUAUUAAAUAUACACAGUUUGCUACUUUGCUUGUAAAAGUGACUAAGCUGUAAAAGUAAUGGCCUUUACUUUAAUAAAGGCGCUUGCUCUAAUUGUGUGUAGCAUAAUAACACGCCCAUCUUCUGACACCAUAAGUUAUUCAAUAAAAGAUGGAUACGAUAAAAUACACCAAUGGGACGAUUUCGACGCGAAAGAAUUAUUUCCGUCUAGGAGGAAAGGUCUAUUUCAGUUACUUGGACAGCUUGACAAUGCGAGGUCUUCGAAAAAUGCUAAGAAUAGGUUUUCACUAAAUGUGGAUUUUUCUGUGAAUUCUGACUCCAUGUGUAUAGAGCAUGACGUCACUGUAGACUGUUCAAAUCUACAUUUAAAGGAAAUCAAUUCUUCAUGGUUUCCAAAUAACACAGAGCUUAUCUUUUUGCAGGACAACAUACUCAGUAAAUUGGUCAAUUCCACAUUUGAACACUUACUUCAUCUAAUUCAUUUAGAUAUUUCCAAUAACAAGAUUUCAUACAUUGAACCUCUUGCCUUUGAGGGUUUGACAUCUUUGAAAUAUUUAAGUCUCGGUAAUAAUGAAAUCGCCUUUAAUAGACAUUUGAGAGGUUUUUUUGAACCAUUAAAAAGUCUGGAGACGUUGAUUCUGAUACAAAAACUUUUAAAGCAAAAAUCUAAUGUUCCAGGUUUGAUGUUGCUACCACUUACACAGUUACGGAAUCUGUCCAUCAGUACAGUGACCUACACUCUGUAUUUUGAACCAGAGUUUCGAAACUUAACAAGCCUGGAAGUGUUAGAGAUUACUGGCUGGACACAAAAUAUAACAAACACAUCGUUUGAGAACGUCAGCGGCGUGAAGACAUUGAUUCUAAGAGACAUGUAUUUUAUCAAAUCGAUGGAUGAUCAAGUAUUUGCACAUUUAAACAACCUGACAAGUCUAAGAAUGGAAUAUGACGUGAUUAAUUUACAACUGGUUUUAUCUUUGUUGUGGCCGUUUAAAGGCAGAAAUAUGUCUGAGAUUUAUUUUGAAGGCGUCUCAACGACGCAAGGUAUGACUAAUCCAAUGAUAGAUGGCUUUCUCACUAGAAAUGACUUUAGGUAUUUAAAAGACAUUUGUGUAAAUACAAUUGCAAUAAUAAAAUGCUAUAUUUUUUACAUAACAACUGAUGCUUUUAUUGAUACCAGAGCCUCAUUGAACCGUUGUCUACGCCAUAUAAAAGUGGACAUGAACCCCCUAAUUGGAAGUCCUUUUGCUUUAAUUCCAUUUAUUUUGUCUGAAAACCUACAAACAGCAUUUGUAGGCAACGCAUUGCGAGUAUGUGAAGAGUUUUCCCCUUUCCCUCGUUUCAGUUUAAAUAGAAAUUAUUUCGUUGAAGAGAUUUUACAUUUUGAUUUGUCAUUCUACGAUGAAAUGGCGUUAAAUGUAGAAGGUGCAUUCCCCUUGACUAAAAACAUUACGCACGAGACACAAGCAGCGAUGAAUAAAAUAUUUUAUAUGCUAAAUGGAACAUUGUAUGCAACUAUACCAAAAGAUUUUAAAAUGUGGCAUUCCCCGAGAUUAUUCCAACGUUUAUCUUUACAACGAGACUUAGUCUUUCGGGGACCUGUUAACAUUGAAUAUAUUGAUUUCUCAGAUUGCGGAGUUAACACAUUAGUUGGCCGUAUUCAAGGCUUGUCGUCUCUCAAAACUCUAAUAUUGUCAGGAAACGAUCUUUCAAAUUUUGCUGACUAUUUUUUCGAUGAGUUUUUCGGUUUAGAGAACGUCGCUCUUUCUAACUGUGGACUGGAUAGAGAUUUUUCCGCUAUCAAAAGUAACCGUGUCUUUCAAAAUACAACAAAACUAAAACAGCUUGACCUCUCUGAGAAUUCUCUAAAUACUUUAAGCAAAGGAACAUUUUCUCGAAAUUCGGAACUAAUCUAUAUAAGCUUAUCUACUAAUCUGUUCAAAGACAUUCCGUUUGAUUUAAAACUCACACCGAAUCUCAAAACUUUAGAUAUUAGUUUUAACGUUAUCACAACGCUCACAGCGGAAACUACUGCAGUCUUUGACUAUUUAAAUUCAAAGAACAAAGGAUUUCAGCUCAUGUUAAAUGGAAACAUACUUUCUUGCGGUUGCCAUGAUUGAUCUUUUCUUCAAUGGUUGAAUUCAACUUUAGUUCGUUUAGACAACAAAAGAAACUACACCUGCAUGAACAAAGAUGGUGAAAGGACAAACACAUUGACGUUCUCUGAUCUAGAAUCUCUUUGGAGACAAUGUUGGGGCGAAUUCUUCUUUUACGUUGCAUUAAUAACAUUAUGUCUGUAUGUUAUUGGCGUAUUCAUAAUAUUUAUGGUUUUAAAGAAUAAAAACUUUUUUGUUUCGUAUUUGCUACAAAUAUUUGGCAAUUUCAAACUUCACACCCGAUCGGAUUAUAAGACAGAUGUUUAUAUUGGCUAUUCAGAUGAGGACUAUCGAUUUCCUUGCAAUGAAUUACGCGAGAAUUUAGAAACAAAAAUAAAAUUAAGUACAUUUAUUCUUGACAGAGAUUUAAUAGCUUCUUUAGACAAAGCCAGUGGAAUUGUGAAUGCAAUGAACAGUUGUUGGAGAAUUUUACUUGUCUGUAGUAGAAGUUUUUUAAUGAACGAGGACUGGUCAAUGUUUACUAUCAGAUCAGCCAUAUACGCACAAAGUCCAGCUAAUCCGGCCAGAAUUGUUAUAAUGGUACAUAAGAGUUAUCUCCCCUUGCUGCCGACUGAACUUUUAAGUGUCGUCAAUGAUGAAAAUAUUAUAGUUGUUUCCGAGUGGAAAAUGAACUACAGUAUAUGUGAAAUGCUGAAAACUCGUUUGAAUUGAUUCACAUUCUAUAAACAUUGGAAACAGUUCAUAAAUAACUACAAUACAUAUAGAUAGAUAAAUAUUAGUUUAUAUUAAGAAUGAUAUUUUGUAUUUAUAUAUAAAUUUGCUUACAAUGUACCUGAGCUUCAGUCUGCAGUUAGCCAGCUUAUACUGUUGCAUCGUUCCAACCUAGAGAAAUCAGAAGUUAUGUUCCGGAAAUCCCCAAAUAUAAUGUGCACAUCCCUACAAAUCACAUUGAACGGCCACUCCUUCAACGUGGUAAACCAAUUAGCCUUUGGAAGCACGAUAUCCAUGACGCAUUACUUGGGAAGAAGGUAACCGUAUGGCUAAAACUAGCAGCAGCACUUUAACCCGCUUUUAAUUUAUGCACAAAUAAUAAAUUAAGGUCUACCAAGCAGCAGUUCUCUCAACCCUUCCUAUGGUUCUGAAACCUGGUUGCUGUACAGAAACAAUAAAGGCUCUUUAAACACUUUC
Messenger RNA from Biomphalaria glabrata, 3348 nucleotides. RefSeq lists its product as uncharacterized. Bases 106 to 2163 code for a protein of 685 amino acids. Lineage: Eukaryota; Metazoa; Mollusca; Gastropoda; Planorbidae. The record is from RefSeq and is a predicted model, not a curated record. The transcript has 2 exons. Gene Ontology annotation, molecular function: protein binding.